AGAACUCCUUGGCCCUGCGCUACCACAGCUGCCCGUAGCCGUCACUGCAUGUGCAUAGGUACAUACUCCUCUCAAGCACCCACGCGAGCAUCUGUGAUACGCAAAAGGUAUAAACCACCGGCAACCCCGCCCUCUUCGUCCGCUUGUGUUCCUAUGCUACUCCUCCUUUACAUCUAACGAUUCUUCACUCACUGUUGUUACUACAACUUCAUCUAAAGUGACAAGUCCACAACUAUAUACUACUCAGUCAAGUCCAAACAACCUUCUCGUAGAGUUAACCACAAACAACUCUUUCCCAACGCAUAACAACGCCACCCCCCUCUUUCCCCACCCCCAUUCUCAUCCAUCUCACUCAUCCUCUUCAUCCACAAUAACCAUGGAUGACACCGGUAGCAACCCCCCCAUCGCCGGUCCCUUCCAGCCGGCCCACCCACCCACCCUCGACAACCCCAUCACCGAGGCGCCGGCUCCCCACACCACCCCCGUCGCCGGCAAGACGGGCCCUGAUGCCGCUGCCCAAGGCAUGGGCGGCGGAGCCAGGGGUAGUAUAUCGAGCGAAAGCAGCAAGUUGAUUGACGAGAGCACCAAGCUCUUUCCUAAUGUCGCGGGGGCUGCUUCUGAAGCAUUCAGGAGUGAGCGGAGCGCGAGUACGUCUUCGACUACUAGUGAGACGGGGAGUGAUCGGCCUAUGGGGAGUGCGAGUACGGUUACCGAGGUUCCGUAUGGUAGACGGCCAUCUCACGGACACGGAGGACAUCAUGGACUCUUCGAGGGCUUGAUGGAUCAAAAGAGAAGAAACGAUCCGGCUAGUGUUGCGAGACGCCAGAGUUUGAAUGAGCAGAGGCCGGUGCCGCAGGGGUUUAUUGCCAAGAUGUGGGAUAAUUGGGUACGCGGUACCACCCCCUGAUAUCUAAACAAAGUCACUUUUCUUCUUUCCGUCUCGUCAGCAUCGUCUUUUUCGUUUAAUCCAAACUGAAGAAGAAUGUCAAGAUGGAUGGAGAUCAAAUUGUAUGAACAUGUCAUUGGAAAUAUGGUACAUUGCAUGAGGGCAGGCACGACGGAGGAGAUGUAAUGGGCAUUAAUGAUUGAUUGAUUAGGUAUGCUUUGAACAGGAUCAUAUGUGCGGUGACGGUGGUUGCAACCGAAAUUUGUCCUUCCCCAUCUCUUUUGUCACUCUGGUUGUCGCAUUUUAGGAGUAUGAUGGUUGAUUAUCGGCCUGCCUCGAUUAUGGACUUUUUGUUCGUGUGUUUAUGACGAUGUAACGAACUGAUAGCAUCGAAUGAAUGCUAAAAGAUUGUGUGCAUGGAAUUAUUUCAACAUUAAAGUUUCGUUUUGUGUUGUCAUCAUUGAUCGAGUCUCUCCUACAGUAAUCAUGUACCGGAUACGGCCGCCCUUCGCACCUUCCCUUGCUUCACUCGUAAUCAGGUAGACUCAAAGGCAAAAAGACA
This is a messenger RNA of Neurospora crassa OR74A, 1448 nucleotides long. RefSeq names its product conidiation-specific protein-8 (gene con-8). The record is from RefSeq and is a predicted model, not a curated record. Lineage: Eukaryota; Fungi; Ascomycota; Sordariomycetes; Sordariales; Sordariaceae. Bases 377 to 907 code for a protein of 176 amino acids. The transcript is spliced from 3 exons.